Messenger RNA from Aphis gossypii (cotton aphid), 810 nucleotides. RefSeq lists its product as uncharacterized. Bases 34 to 528 code for a protein of 164 amino acids. NCBI's taxonomy places the organism in Eukaryota, Metazoa, Arthropoda, Insecta, Hemiptera, Aphididae. The transcript is spliced from 3 exons. The record is from RefSeq and is a predicted model, not a curated record.
AACAGUAAAAUACACAUUUAUAAUUUAGUAUUAAUGCACGAAUCUCUUAUGGAAAGAAAUCAAUCUUGUAUUAUAACUAUCGAAGACGAUUAUUAUCUACAAAAAGGAAAACCGCAAAAUAAUUUCAAAAUGAAAAACACAUUACUUUAUGUAAUAUUAAUUUGUUCAUUAAUUUAUAUAGUCAGCACAUUCAAAUUGCAAAGAAGGACUAUGCAGGAACAAAAAAAUAUUGACGAUAUCAAAGUAAUUCUUAAAGACUUGAGAAACGUAUCAACAAUCAUUGACAACUAUGAAAAAAAUUUAAAUAAUUCCAGCGUCACCACCCAUGAAGUUAACUCAAUGGCUGCCAUCAAGAUAGCUUAUGAUUUUAUUUAUAGUACUUCAGAGAAAGUAUUUAAUAAAGGGGCUACACCGUCAAACUCCAUAAAUGGAACUAAAAAUCAUCAAAAUAUAACAUCAAUUAAUGGAUCUCAAAUAUUCAGCAAUUGCAAUAUAACAAUCGUCAAUAGUACAAAUAAAACCACUUAGAUGAAAAGCAAGCUUCAUCUAAGUGGUAUUUUAUUUUUACUAUUGCCGAUUGUUAUAUUGCAAUUGCUGAAUAUUUGAGAUCCAUUAAUUGAUGUUAUAUUUUGAUGAUUUUUAGUUCCAUUUAUGGAGUUUGACGGUGUAGCCCCUUUAUUAAAUACUUUCUCUGAAGUACUAUAAAUAAAAUCAUAUACAUUAUUAUAUAUAUAUUAUUAUUAUUUUUUUGUACAAUACAGUAAAAUUUUCUAUUUACUCUGACAAUAAAGUGUUUAAAUAAUUGAUAUU